UAUGGCUAUUCCUACCCUACGCUAUCGAGAGCCUUGCUCAUGGACACUACCACCAUCAUCAUCGUGAAUACAUGUCUUCUACAUGCUAUAUAAUACUUGCCACGCCGCCACCCUUCACCAUCCAUCCACAGCAGCAAGCCUCAGUUCCAUUCCAUCAUCUACAACUUACUUCUUAUUAGCCACUUCAACAAUCUGUCGCUAGCCGAUCUUCAUUUCGAAACACCAGAGCCAUAAUGUCUGACGGUCUCAACGAUGCCCGUGCCAUGCGCGUUGCCGAGAUCAUGACCGACUUCCGCAACCUACAACACUACCUCGUUCAGUUACGCGCCACACCCACUGCGGAAGAGUAUUACCUUGAAGGUUACUCCCUGCUCAGACAGUGCACCAGCGAGGCACAGACUAUCCUCCAGACACCUUUCUCUGGCAGUGCCAGCUCGGGUUCAGGGGACCCCGAGUCUGAGAAGCAGCAAUUGAGGGCUAUCAUCACAGACGCGGCUGUACGACGCUUUCAAUGCCAACGCGCUUACUUACGAGCUCACGCUGGCCUCCGGUGGAUGAACAGCCGCAACAGCAUCUUACGAGGCCAGAAGCCCAAUGCGAGCCAUUUGGGUGCGCUUCAGCAGGCUGAUGCUACGAUGAGGAAUGAACUACUCGCAAUCAGCGAUGCCUACGUAGAAAACACGCUGCGUGCUGCGGAUGCCGCACAAGGCAAGUGGCUGAACGAGGAUCCUUCGCUGGCGCAGAUUCAACAGAUACUCAUGUCCCGACGAUGAGCAUCCAGACAUCGACGACACUACUCGAUUGUAAAACGGGCCCGACUGUACGGUACGAUCGUUUUACUGGAACGCUUCACGACUACCUCCAUCUCUCCAUACCGCGGUGAACCCAGUCACCUCUACGUCGUUUUCCAUACAUUUCUCGUCGGACAGCCCUCCUGUG
This is a messenger RNA of Alternaria alternata, 939 nucleotides long. RefSeq lists its product as hypothetical. The record is from RefSeq and is a predicted model, not a curated record. Lineage: Eukaryota; Fungi; Ascomycota; Dothideomycetes; Pleosporales; Pleosporaceae. Bases 234 to 773 code for a protein of 179 amino acids. The transcript has 4 exons.